Messenger RNA from Cladophialophora immunda, 1380 nucleotides. RefSeq lists its product as uncharacterized. Bases 272 to 1057 code for a protein of 261 amino acids. Lineage: Eukaryota; Fungi; Ascomycota; Eurotiomycetes; Chaetothyriales; Herpotrichiellaceae. The record is from RefSeq and is a predicted model, not a curated record. The transcript has a single exon.
CACACCUUCAACAUCGCCGUCAUCGUCAUCUCCAAACCCUGUAAUCGCAAAAUCUCCGGAACAGCUUCGCUCUGAAUUCGUUCGAAGCCCGACAUCUCCCAUCUCCCCGAGAACCGUAACAAUAAUCUCAAGAGUCAGCUUCAAGACCAAGAGGAGGCCUUAAAACUCGGCACCCGUCUCACCUCUGCCUGAGAGUGGUUCAUUUACAGAUACCUGGAACGACAAGCCCUGAGACAAGUCUUUGCUCAAGAUUUCCCCAGUCAAACGAGCCAUGGAGUCAAUCACCUCGACCCUCGCCACACAGUACCACAAGCUCAUCGACACGGUCAAUGCGCGGCCACGCCAGACCGCCGCGACGACGACAGCGGUCGCGCUAACACUGUCUCUCACAUGGGUGCUCAGCGAUUUCCACGCGUGGAAGUCUUUCGGCACGGGAGGCACUCCGCCCACCUGGGCCGGGUACUGGCGCAUGACCAAGCUCCGGCUGAACCGCAUGCUGCUGUUCGGCAAGGACGACCUCUCCGACCCGUCGCCGCUGUCGUCGUCGGGACCCAGGUAUCUCGACCCGGCGGCCAUCCCGGUGCGCGAGGGCGCCAGACCACCGACCAUGGCGCGCACCAUGCCCCAGCGCCAGGUCCCGUACAAGGCCGGCACGGCGGAGGCGGGGGCGGAAGAGCGCGUGAAAUCCAUGAUGGCCUCGCUCGCGGCCAAACACCCGUCCAUCCUCGACCUGCGCCCGAGCAAGACCGAGGGCGGGAGCACCGACGCCAUCUACGCGAAGCCGGCCCUCGAGACCCUCAACGACAAGGCCAGGGACAACAAAAUCCUGGGCACCGAGAUCGCCCACGCCCAUCCUUCCGACGGGAGCUUGCACGUCUGGCUGUCCGAGGCGGAUGCCAAGACGGUGGUCGAGAAGGGCUGGGGCUUGCGAUUCCCGCUCAAGUUUGUCGACAAGGGCUGGGCUAUGGUCUACGCUCCGCGCACCAUGGCUGAGGUUGAUGUUGUGGAGCGCAUUGUGCGAGCGGGUAUUGCGUGGAUUGCUGGCGUCGAGGUUUAAAUGGAGCGAUUCGCGGAGAGUUGUCAAUGUCUCUUUCUUCUCAUCCUCUGUCGUUUGGAAAUUAAUCAAGUGGUCGGGCUCGGCUAGCCAGGAAAGAUUGUCAGGCACAGCUACGUACGUUGGAUGGAUCGGGCGCGCCUACAGGUUUUCUCGUCGUUAAUUCUUCAUGAUUCCCAUCGCUAGUCUAGCAGCGCUGCAUUCCCAUGUUUCACUCAGCACGUUGACACACUGAAAAUGGAAAGAAAAUGUCUCAUCAUGGGGAUGUCACUUUCCUCGCUCCACUCCGAUACCUUGACGUAUGACUGACUGUUUUCAUGACCUGU